Aureococcus anophagefferens is the source of this 2301-nucleotide messenger RNA. RefSeq lists its product as hypothetical. The transcript is spliced from 2 exons. NCBI's taxonomy places the organism in Eukaryota, Pelagophyceae, Pelagomonadales, Pelagomonadaceae. The record is from RefSeq and is a predicted model, not a curated record. The annotation marks the transcript as partial.
AAAAAGCAACGAGGCAUCGAGAGGCAUCGAAACCGAGAGAGGUUUGCGCUGUCGCCCAUCGGUUUGCGCCGUCGCGCCAUCUUCAGCUCGAUGCACCAGUCCAUUGCCAGCAAUAUCCACUUCUCGCCACGGCCGGGGCUGGUUCGGCCGCCUCGCCUGCGGCAUAGCUGGUUAUCGUCGAACAGCAUGGAUCCGUCGUCGCCGCGCCCCAAGGGCGGCGCCGGGACGGCGUCCGUGCGCCUCGCCGUCGCGGCGCCCCUGAAGAACCUGCCCGUGGCCUUCGACGUCCUCGAGCGCGACAUGGUCGUGCGCCACGGCGUGUCCGAGGCCCAUCUUUAUGAUCUGGCCCACAUGCUCAAGCAGCAGGUCGACUACGCCGCGGCGCCGCCGGACGCGGCGGGCGCCGUGGAGCCCCUCGUGGAGAAGGCGGCGGCCGAGAAGGCGACCUUCCCCUACAUGUCCACCAUGUUCUCCAUGGAGGACAAGGCCGCGAAGGCCAAGGCCGACGCCGACCGGGCCCGGGCGCGCGCGGACGCGGUCGAGGCGCGGCGCCGGGCCUGGGAGGCCUGGCUCGUCGGCGCCUACGAGAACCUGGCGGCGGUCCAGUCCGAGGCCUUCGCCGACUUCUUCGAGGACGGCGACGGCGCCGGCGAGGGCUUGUACGGCCGCGGCGAGGCGCAGGGAUCGGGCGACGCGGCGAUCGCGCGCGCCGCGCGGACGCGGCGCCUCGUCGCCGAGGCCAACGCCGCCGCCGUCACGAAGGAGCGCGAGGCGCUCAAGGCGACGCUGCGCGAGCGCGAGGCGGCCAUCGCCGCGCUCUUGGGCGAGUCGGAGCUCGAGUCCGCCAAGGAGUCGCGCGCCGUCGCCGCGCUCCGCGCGCGGCGGUCCGCGCUCGAGAGCUUCGUCGAGGAGCAGACGCUGGAGAGCGACCGGCGCGCCGAGGUGCGCGAGGCCGCCGCCGCGCACCGCGAGCGGCUCCGCGACGAGGUGCGCCGCGCGGGCGAGACCGCGGACCGGGCGCGCGACGACGUCGCCGCGGGCCGCGACCGCCACGCCGCGGAGAAGGCGGCCUUCGAGGCCAAGUCGGACCUCCUCGAGCGCGCCGUCGACGCCGCCGCGGCGUCGCACCGCGCCGCGGCCGAGCGCAUGGGCGCCGCGGAGGAGCGCGCGUCGCGCGCGCGCGCGCGGCUCAGCAGCCGCCAGGCGGACGCGGCGGCCGCGGCGCACGAGGCGACGCGCGCCCUCGAGGCCUGGACGAACCUCGAGCGGGGCGAGCUGCCCCGGGGCGGCCGCGACAAGGACCAGGCGGCGAAGACGCGCGAGGACGCGGACCGCCUCGCGGCCGAGCACCGCCGCGCGUCCAAGGCGCGCGCGACGCUGCUCGCCGUCGAGGCGUCGCGGCGCCGCGACGAGGCCGCCGCCGUCCACGCGCUCGCCAAGCUCCUCGUCUUCGACGACGACGCGGACGCCGCGACGCCGCCCGAGGCGCCCGCGCGCGACGAGACCGGCGGCCCCGAGGACGUGUCCGAGCCGCCGCCGCAGCAGCUCCCGGACGCGACGACGGGCCGCAUGCCGAGCCGCGCGGGCAGCGCGCCGGGCCACCGCCUCGUGUCGACCUACGCGUCCGCGGCGGCCGCCAUCGACGACGAGCUCGCGCGUUCCCGCAAGGAGGACGCGCGCCUCGAGCGGCUCCUGGCCAACGAGCUCGAGAACGCCGUCUCCGGCGAGUCGGCGCUGACGCGCGUCCACGUCGGCUCCCUCAAGCGCCGCGACGAGCUCAAGGCCGCCGCGUCGGCCGCGCGCCGCGACCUCGCGUCGUGCGAGGCCGCGCGCGAGGCGACGGCCGGCGACCUCGAGGAGGCGUCGGACGCCCAGUCCCGCGCGCGCGACGUGCUCGGCGCCGCCGAGGCGGACCUGAAGGCGGCCCAGGGCGCGCUGAAGGACCACGCGGCGUCGACGCACGGCACGAAGCUCCGCCACGCGCUCGACGCGGACGAGCACGUGCUCGCGCGCCACGAGUCCGCCAAGUUCUCCGUCGCCGACGCGCUGGCCGCCGCGGGCGACGACAUCAAGAUCGACGGGCUCAAGUGCCUGCCCCACGUCCUCGACCUCGCGAAGAACGAGAUCAUCCUCGUCGACGACCAGAUCGACGGCCACGAGGCGAAGAAGGCGGCGCUCCGCAAGGACAUCGCGGACGUCCACGCGGACUGGGAGACCGAGUCCGUCUCCCUCCGGGCCAAGCUCCACGGCGCCGAGUGCCAGCUCAAGCUCCUCAGCGACGACGCGCGCGCCGCGGAGAUG